CGGGGACCCCCGGGGGAUGCCCGGCGGCGGCGCGCGCUGAGCCGGGCCCGGAGCGGGCGUGACGGGCGCCCCCCGGCCGCCCCCCGCCGCGCCGCGCCAUGGGCUGCGUCCAGAGCAUCACCUGCAAGGCGCGCGUCCGGCGCGAGAACAUCGUGGUCCACGACGUGUGCGCCACCAUCGACCAGUGCCCCACGCGCAUCGAGGAGACGUCGCCCAUCGUCCUGCGCUACAAGACCCCCUACUUCAAGGCGUCGGCGCGCGUGGCCAUGCCCCCGAUCCCCCGCCACGAGACCUGGGUGGUGGGCUGGAUCCAGGCGUGCAACCAGAUGGAGUUCUUCAACACCUACAGCGACCUGGGCAUGUCCAGCUGGGAGCUGCCCGACCUCCGGGAGGGGCGUGUCAAAGCCAUCAGCGACUCAGACGGCGUGAGCUACCCGUGGUACGGAAACACCACCGAGACCGUGACCCUGGUGGGCCCCACCAACAAGAUCUCCAGGUUCUCUGUCAGCAUGAAUGACAACUUUUACCCCAGCGUGACGUGGGCGGUACCCGUGAGUGACAGCAACGUGCCCUUGCUGACGCGGAUCAAGAGGGACCAGAGUUUCACCACCUGGCUGGUGGCCAUGAACACCAGCACCAAGGAGAAAAUCAUCCUCCAGACCAUCAAGUGGAGGAUGCGGGUGGACAUCGAGGUGGACCCUCUUCAGCUCCUGGGCCAGCGGGCCCAGCUGGUGGGCAGGACUCAGCAGGAACAGCCCCGCAUCCUGAGCCGGAUGGAGCCCAUCCCGCCCAACGCGCUGGUCAAACCCAAUGCCAACGACGCCCAGGUCCUCAUGUGGAGGCCAAAGCGAGGACCACCUCUGGUGGUCAUCCCUCCUAAGUAGCAGUGCCCCGGCUGGACCGUGCGGG
This is a messenger RNA of Sorex fumeus (smoky shrew), 909 nucleotides long. RefSeq names its product family with sequence similarity 78 member B (gene FAM78B). NCBI's taxonomy places the organism in Eukaryota, Metazoa, Chordata, Mammalia, Eulipotyphla, Soricidae. The transcript has 2 exons. Bases 99 to 884 code for a protein of 261 amino acids. The record is from RefSeq and is a predicted model, not a curated record.